Aspergillus neoniger CBS 115656 is the source of this 1135-nucleotide messenger RNA. RefSeq names its product cleavage and polyadenylation specificity factor subunit 5. The transcript is spliced from 4 exons. Gene Ontology annotation, molecular function: mRNA binding. The coding region runs from base 80 to 913 and encodes 277 amino acids. Gene Ontology annotation, cellular component: mRNA cleavage factor complex. The record is from RefSeq and is a predicted model, not a curated record. NCBI's taxonomy places the organism in Eukaryota, Fungi, Ascomycota, Eurotiomycetes, Eurotiales, Aspergillaceae.
UGACUUCCUGACUACGUAUCCAGCAUUCGACUCCUCCAGCCUGUUUACUCGCGGCGCAUUGGCUUCCCCUGCGUUCACCAUGUCGACCACCACCGCGACGGCGAUCCAAAGCUCGCGCCCCCCCAUCAUCCCCAAAGACUUCUCCGCGCAACAACCCAAAACAAUCCGCCUGUACCCCCUCUCCAACUACACAUUCGGCACCAAGGAAACCCAACCGGAGGAGGAUCCGUCCGUGCUGGCGCGUCUAAAACGUCUCGAGGAGCACUACGACCUACAUGGCAUGAGACGCACCUGCGAGGGCGUCCUCGUCUGCCACGAACACAACCAUCCUCAUGUGUUGAUGCUGCAGAUUGCCAACGCGUUUUUCAAGCUUCCCGGUGACUACCUCAACUUCGAAGACGACGAAGUCGAGGGCUUCAAGAAACGGCUCAAUGAGCGUCUCGCGCCCGUCGGCUCGCAGUUCUCGGGCGAAGGCGUGAACGAAGACUGGGAGAUUGGGGACACGUUGGCGCAAUGGUGGAGGCCGAACUUUGAGACGUUCAUGUACCCGUUCCUGCCGGGACAUGUAACUCGGCCGAAGGAGUGCAAGAAGUUGUAUUUCAUUCAGUUGCCGAAGAAGAAGGUCCUCUCCGUCCCGAAGAACAUGAAGCUCCUCGCCGUCCCACUCUUCGAACUAUACGACAACACGGCCCGGUAUGGCCCGCAGCUCUCGGCCAUCCCGCACUUGCUGUCGAGAUACAACUUUGAGUUCGUCGAUGAGAACGACAACGUGGUUGCCGCGACGCCGGGCACGCCCUUGCCGGAUCAUCAGAUCCCCCGGACGAAGGUGCUGGCCGGGGACAGCGGUGACGGACAGGAUGAGGGGAUGACGGAUUACCCAUCUGGAGAGGGCGAGAAUGGGGCUAGUGCGUAGUUGAGAGUAAUGCCAUGUCUUGAACUCAACCGGCAUGAGCUGUUAUUCCGAUUAUUCCCCGAUGAAGGAUGGCAGUGAUGAGACAGUUCACCUGGCCGGAUUGGAUCUGACCCCUGCUGAUCAGCUCGGGCAUUUUUCCUUUUCCGUGGGUUGCUUCUCUCUCUCUUUCUUUCUUUUUUCCUUUUUUUUUUUUUUUUUUUUUUUUUUUUUUUUUUUUUUUUU